Juglans regia (Persian walnut) is the source of this 603-nucleotide messenger RNA. Its product is annotated as putative F-box/LRR-repeat protein 9. Lineage: Eukaryota; Viridiplantae; Streptophyta; Magnoliopsida; Fagales; Juglandaceae. The transcript is spliced from 2 exons. The record is from RefSeq and is a predicted model, not a curated record. Gene Ontology annotation, molecular function: protein binding. The coding region runs from base 1 to 603 and encodes 200 amino acids.
AUGGACUCUCCUCCUCCUCCUCCUCAACCUUCCGACCGGUACCGGAAUUGGCUGGAUCUUCCCUUUGACGUGACACCGUCGAUACUCCGAAGACUCAACGUCGUCGAGAUCCUGACCAGCGCCCAAAUGGUGUGCUUGCACUGGUGUAAAGUCUGCAAGGACGCCUCCAUGUGGCGCACCGUCAACAUGGGCCACUUCGGGGACUCAUGGAGGUACGGGCUCUACGACCUCAGGAAGAUCUGCCGCCGCGCAGUCGAUCUCAGUUGCGGCCAGUUGGUGAGGAUCGAAGUCGGCUGCUUUUGUGACAACAAUCUUCUCAAGUAUAUUACUGAACGCUGUGGGCCGCAGUUGUCCCCAUUCGAAAUCACUCACAUUGAGAAGGUUGAAUGGGAUGAUCUUUUCAAAGAGAGUAAUCUUUUGGCAGUAGCUAUUGCAGAGAACAUGCCUGGAUUACUCAGCCUCCUACUUAAUGGGAAUAGGCUGACUGAUGAUGGCGUGCAGGCCAUUCUUGAAGGUUGUCCUCGCCUUCAAUCACUGCAAAUUCAGCAUUGUCGCUGUCAAGGAUACGUUACCUUAAUACUCGGCUUGAUAUAUUGCCCUUAA